AUGCCCUCCCCUGGACGGCCUCCCCUGGACAUCCUCCCCUGGACAUCCUCCCCUGGACAUCCUCCCCUGGACGCCCUCCCCUGGACAUCCUCCCCUGGACGCCCUCCCCUGGACAUCCUCCCCUGGACAUCCUCCCCUGGGCGCCCUCCCCUGGAUGCCCUCCCCUGGACGCCCUCCCCUGGACGCCCUCCCCUGGACUGGACACCCUCCCCUGGACGCCCUCCCCUGGACGCCCUCCCCUGGACGUCCUCCCCUGAACGCCCUCCCCUGGACGCCCUCCCCUGGACGCCCUCCCCUGGACAUCCUCACCUGGACAUCCUCACCUGGACGCCCUCCCCUGGACAUCCUCCCCUAGACGCCCUCCCCUGGACGGCCUCCCCUGGACAUCCUCCCCUGGACAUCCUCCCCUGGACAUUUUCCCCUGGACAUCCUCCCCUGGACGCCCUCCCCUGGACAUCCUCCCCUGGACAUCCUCCCCUGGAUGCUCUCCCCUGGAAACCCUCCCCUGGACGCCCUCCGCUGGACGCCCUCCCCUGGACGCUUUCCCCUGGGCGCCCUCCCCUGGAUGCCCUCCCCUGGACGCCCUCCCCUGGACAUCCUCCCCUGGACAUCCUCCCCUGGACGCCCUCCCCUGGACAUCCUCCCCUGGACGCCUUCCCCUGGACAUCCUCCCCUGGACGCCCUCCCCUGGACGCCCUCCCCUCGAUGUCCUCCCCUGGACAUCCUCCCCUGGACGCCCUCCCCUGGACAUCCUCCCCUGGACGCCCUCCGCUGGACGCCCUCCCCUGGACGCCUUCCCCUGGACGCCUUCCCCUGGACAGCCUCCCCUGGGCGCCCUCCCCUGGACGCCCUCUGCUGGACGCCCUCUGCUGGACGCCCUCCCCUGGAUGCCCUCCCCUGGACGCCCUCCCCUGGACGCCCUCCCCUAGAUGCCCUCCCCUGGAGAUCCUCCCCUGGACGUCCUCCCCUGGACGCCCUCCCCUGGACGCCCUCCCCUCGAUGCCCUCCCCUGGACAUCCUCCCCUGGACGCCUUCCCCUGGACAUUCUCCCCUGGACAUCCUCCCCUGGACGCCCUCCCCUGGACGCCCUCCCCUGGACAUCCUCCCCUGGACGCCCUCCCCUGGAUGCCCUCCCCUGGACGCCCUCCCCUCGAUGCCCUCCCCUGGACGCCUUCCCCUGGACAUUCUCCCCUGGACGCCCUCCCCUGGACGCCCUCCCCUGGACAUCCUCCCCUGGACAUCCUCCCCUGGGCGCCCUCCCCUGGAUGCCCUCCCCUGGACAUCCUCCCCUGGACGCCCUCCCCUGGACAUCCUCCCCUGGACGCCCUCCCCUGGACAUCCUCCCCUGGACGCCCUCCCCUGGACGCCCUCCCCUGGACGCCUUCCCCUGGACGCCCUCCCCUGGACGCCCUCCCCUGGACGCCCUCCCCUGGACAUCCUCCCCUGGACAUCCUCCCCUGGACAUCCUCCCCUAGACGCCCUCCCCUGGACGCCCUCCCCUGGACAUCCUCCCCUGGACAUUCUCCCCUAGACGCCCUCCCCUGGACGCCCUCCCCUGGACGCCCUCCCCUGGACGCCCUUCCCUCGAUGGCCUCCCCUGGACAUCCUCCACUGGACAUCCUCCCCUAG
Molecule: messenger RNA, 1629 nt
Organism: Dipodomys spectabilis (banner-tailed kangaroo rat)
Lineage: Eukaryota; Metazoa; Chordata; Mammalia; Rodentia; Heteromyidae
Product: basic proline-rich protein-like
Exons: 1
Coding region: 1-1629 (542 amino acids)
Source: RefSeq, a predicted model, not a curated record